AGCCCGGGACUUCGGUAAACAACCACCACAAAAAAACGAGGAUUCACAUCACCAGGAGAGAAAUGGGCUCGGCCUAAGGACUUGGUGUUGGCUGACAGCAGGACACGCUUCAACUAAGGGGCUCUGCUUCCAAGCACCCCCAGAGACAACGUAGGGAGGACCUUCCAGGCUGAUUCAGGCUCACCGGCUCUCGUCGCCCUGGUGGCCCUCCCCAGCCCUCCUAUGCGCCUGCUCCGGGUGGCGCUCCGCUGGGCUCCUCGUGCGCCUGUCCGCGACCGCACCCACCGCAUCCUGGCACCCCCAUCGUGGCAUCACAUGUUCCGUCAUCUGUCCUCAUGGCUGGCGUGUCUCUCUGCGGUGGGACCUGCAGAACAGGAAUUGGUGCCGGGUCAGCAGCCGGCAAUGAAACCGGACGAAGCCUGCAAACCCCACACAUACGCCAGCUUCACAUAGCUUCUCUCCAUUGCACAGCAGCGUGGGAAAGCACCGUUCUCUACCCUCCAAACAAAAGCAUGAGCCAGGUGCAGUGACUCAUGUCUGUAAUCACAGCAUUUUGGGAAGCCAAGGUGGAUGGAUGGAUGCCUUGAGUCCAGGAGUUCAAGACCAGCCUGGGCAAUAUGGUGAAACCCCAUCUCUACUAAAAGUAGCCAGUUUUCAGCUGCCCCCAGUUGCCUGACCAGGCUGCCUCGACGGCCCCAAUCACAGGCCCCAGCCUCCUCACCGGGCUGGAAGGCGACAACCGCGAAAAGGAGGGUGACUUUCCUCGGCGGGGGCUUCGGGUGACAUCACAUCCUCCAAAUGCGAAAUCAGGCUCCAGGCCGGCCGAAGGGCGCAACUUCCCCCCCUCCGCUCCCCACCGGCUCCCGCGCGCCUCCCGUGGCGCCCGAGCUUCGAGCCGAGCCGCGUCCUGGGGAGCGCGUCAUGGCCCCACCCGUGACCGCCUUGCUCCUGCCGCUGGUCUUGCUGCUCCACGCCGCCAGGCCAAGCCAGUUCCGAGUGUCGCCGCUGGAUCGGACCUGGAACCUGGGAGAGACGGUGGAGCUGAAGUGCCAGGUGCUGCUGUCCAACCCGACGUCGGGCUGCUCGUGGCUCUUCCAGCCGCGCGGCACCGCCGCCCGCCCUACCUUCCUCCUAUACCUCUCCCAAAACAAGCCCAAGGCGGCGGAGGGGCUGGACACCCAGCGGUUCUCGGGCAAGAGGUUGGGGGACACUUUCGUCCUCACCCUACGUGACUUCCGCCAGGAGAACGAGGGCUACUAUUUCUGCUCGGCCCUGAGCAACUCCAUCAUGUACUUCAGCCACUUCGUGCCGGUCUUCCUGCCAGCGAAGCCCACCACUACGCCAGCGCCGCGACCACCCACACCGGCGCCCACCACCGCGUCGCAGCCCCUGUCCCUGCGGCCAGAGGCGUGCCGGCCAGCGGCGGGGGGCUCAGUGAACACGAGAGGGCUGGACUUCGCCUGUGAUAUCUACAUCUGGGCGCCCUUGGCCGGGACCUGCGGGGUCCUUCUCCUGUCACUGAUCAUCACCCUUUACUGCAACCACAGGAACCGAAGACGUGUUUGCAAAUGUCCCAGGCCUGUGGUCAAAUCAGGAGGCAAGCCCAGCCUUUCGGACAGAUACGUCUAACCCUGUGCGACAGCCACUACGUUACUUCAAACUGAGAUCCUUCCUUUGGAGGGAGCAAGUCCUUCCCUUUCAUUUUUUCCAGUCUUCCUCCCUAUGUAUUCAUUCUCAUGAUUAUUAUUUUAGUGGGGGUGGGGUGGGAAAGAUUACUUUUUCUUUAUGUGUUUGACGGGAAACAAAACUAGGUAAAAUCUACAGUACACCACAAGGGUCACAAUACUGUUGUGCACACAUCGGGGUAGGGUGUGGAAAGGGGCAAGUCAGAGCUACCCGCAGAGUUCUCAGAAUCAUGCUGACAGAGCUGGAGGCACCCGUGCUAUCUCAACCUCUUCCCCACCCAUUUUACAAAGGGGGAGGCUAAAGCCCAGAGACAGCUUGAUCAAAGGCACACAGCGAGUCAGGGUUGGAGCAGUAGCUGGAGGGACCUUAUCUCCCAGCUCAGGGCUCUUUCCUCCACACCAUUCAGGUCUUUCUUUCCAAGGACCCUGUCUCAGGGCGAGUUGCUUGAGUCUCCAACUGCAAGGGAACAAGUACUUCUUGAUAGCUGGGAUACUGUGCCCAGAGUCUCGAGGAGGUAAUGAACUAAAGAGAACUGCCUGUGGCAGAGUUAUAUAGUGUAAACAUCAGACUCUUUUUUUAAUAUAAUCAAGUCUAAAAUUCUGUAGACCUGAAAUAAAAUGAAGGGGUGAGCUUAACCCUUGAAAUCUAAUCCCUCUGUCUCUAAAGAAAAUCUCUGUGAAACCCCUACAUGGAGGCGGAAUUGCUCUCCCAGCCCUUGCACUGCAGAGGGGCCGCUGAAAGAGGAGAGGCCACUCCUUUACAAAUAGAAUUUGAGCAUCAGUGAGGUUAAACUAAGGCCCUCUUGAAUCUCUGAAUUUGAGAUACAAACAUGCUCCUGGGAUCACUGAUGACUUUUUAUAUUUUGUAAAGACAACUGUUGGAGAGCUGCUCGCACAGCCCUGGCCUCUGCUCAACUAGCAGAUACGGGGAUGAGGCAGACCUGACUCUCUUAAGGAGUCUGAGAGCCCAAACUGCUGUCCCAAACACGCACUUCCUUGCGUACAGUAUGGUACAAGCAAUGCCUGCCCAUUGGAGAGAAAAAACUUAAGUAGAUAAGGAAGUAAGAACCACUCAUAAUUCUUCACCUUAGAAAUAAUCUGUUAAUAUGGUAUACUUUCUUCCUGAUUAUUUUCUAUGCAUACGUGUAAAAUAUGUCUUUCUUUUUAAAAUGGGAUUGUACUAUGUUGUUAUAAGUGGCUUUAAUGAAUAAACAUUUGUAGUAUCCUCUUUAAUGGAUAAAUAGCAUCC
Mandrillus leucophaeus (drill) is the source of this 2934-nucleotide messenger RNA. It is a transcript of the gene CD8A, whose product is annotated as CD8a molecule. The record is from RefSeq and is a predicted model, not a curated record. NCBI's taxonomy places the organism in Eukaryota, Metazoa, Chordata, Mammalia, Primates, Cercopithecidae. The coding region runs from base 799 to 1629 and encodes 276 amino acids. The transcript has 9 exons.